This is a messenger RNA of Cantharellus anzutake, 1057 nucleotides long. RefSeq lists its product as uncharacterized. The transcript has 7 exons. The record is from RefSeq and is a predicted model, not a curated record. Bases 88 to 894 code for a protein of 268 amino acids. Lineage: Eukaryota; Fungi; Basidiomycota; Agaricomycetes; Cantharellales; Hydnaceae.
UGCCAUUUCUGGAUCCCAUCCACACACCUCCAACUUAUCAAGUUCAUUCACUCUGUGCUGCAACAAAUCCAUCUUGCUGAGGAUAUCAUGGCGUUACCCACUAGAUCAUCAAAUUCACCGACAUCGAAACGGAAAAGUCCUGAGCUUGAUUCCAGUCCACCAGAGAAGCGGCAAAGGACCCACGAUUCUCUCGAGGAAAUGACCUCCCAACCAGAUGUCGAGGUCUCGAGUCAACGGAGCCCUGGUAUGAAAAUCUUGGAUUCGAUGAGCCCUGAAACGAGGAAGGCUUUGUUGGAUGCACGUGCUCGCAAUAUCAGAGACGUGUUAGCUGCCCCAAAUUUUGCUGAGGAUUCAGGAGCUGAACAACUAAAGCGGAACGACUUCUGUAUCUUGUAUCAUGAUGAGGCUAUUUUGAAGCACAUCAUGGAAUACGAUAUUUCUGAUGCUGUCCAAUGGGAACUCGCGCGUUUUGCAGCUCUUUUCGACCAAGACAUUUCCCUGACUGACCGUAUCGCGGACCUACUUAAGCAGCUGAGAGGUCCAAACGUUGCUGCACGCCAGUUCAACAGGGUUGUCCAAGGCGUGUUGAGCAACGGGGUGGGAGAUGGACCAGAAAUCGGUGCGUUUCUUCUGGAGGUGCAAACAUCAAGCGCAUUUGCACUGGAAGGCGGACCGAACGACGUAUUUCAUGCAUUGGAUUGGGAAGAUGCUUCCUCAGAAGCAGAACGUUUAGGUAUCAAUGACUCGCCCACUCCGAUAUACGGCGGCCAAGUUGUUCAACGAAAAAAUACGUAUUCCGAUUUCAAAAGCUCCAUAUGGGGCCAUCAUGCAGAGCCACAAGGUUUUAUGGAUCUAAGCGAGUCAUACGUGUUUCCGUUCCCGACUCAAUCAUAAGGAGCGACGGGGAGCUGCUCGUAGAGUUCUUUACUCAACGCUUUCUUUUCAAUGGUAGAGUCUUCCAGGCGUUAUUCUCUAAAGAUGCCACCGUGUAUCUCGUGGAAACAUCGAGACUACGAAGCUUCAACCAGGAUCCCUACUUAAAAUCUUUAUGGCAGCU